Messenger RNA from Nymphalis io (European peacock), 510 nucleotides. RefSeq lists its product as uncharacterized. Bases 1 to 510 code for a protein of 169 amino acids. Lineage: Eukaryota; Metazoa; Arthropoda; Insecta; Lepidoptera; Nymphalidae. The record is from RefSeq and is a predicted model, not a curated record. The transcript has 5 exons.
AUGCGGCGCGAUUCGAACGGCGCGGGCGUGUGUAUAGCGCAAAUAACAGACGUAAAGCCGACGGCGGCACCUCGCGCGAACUGCGGCGCGAGGCGCGAGCCGGGAGGACGGAGGACGCGCCGCGGCCCCUCGCCGCUCCCUCCGGCGUCGUGCUCCCGCUCCCGGCACAUGUCCUCCUUGCUCACUCGAUCCUGGGAAAAACGUCAAGGAAAGUUAUCAAAUGGUUAUGUCGUAGGAAGAACAGAUAAAACGGGAACGUUUUUGGACAUCACUACGAUAGAACAAAUAGUAAGAAUCGUUUCUUUGAAAUCGGAUAGUUCUCCACCGGAACCAACUAAAACAAUUAAUCAGGCCCAAAGAACUGUCGAAAAACCUACUUUUUCUAAGCUUAACUCAGCUAAGAUCGACAAAUUAUUUCAAAAGAAAAAAUCUAGUGACAAUGAAAGAAGUGCAAGUUUAAAUAAAAAGCCGCCUUCAAAACUUCAUAAAAAUGAUUUGAAAAUCAUUUAG